CACACGGACACACAGGAUGGCGGUUGUGGUUCGUUGGUGAAACAUCGGUUUAGAAUUAUUUCGGAGGGGCGGAGGGCGCCCGGCGGCUUUGUGGCUGGAAUUAAGCGAAGGCGGUGAAAAUGUCAAUGUCACAUCUUUACGGGAAAGACCAGGAUGACGACGAGGUGGAGAUGGAGCGGUUCGAGAUUUCAGAUUGGGAUUUGGAAAAUGAGUUCAACCCAGACCGCGUACGCCAUCGGCAGACAAAAGAGGAUGCUAUCUAUGGCAUGUGGGCUGAGAAUGACUCUGAUGACGAAAGGCCAAGCUUUGGGGGAAAACGUUCUAAAGAUUACAGUGCUCCAGUAAAUUUCAUCAGUGCUGGAAUCCGACGACCUGCAGCUGAGGAAAAUGAUGAAGAGAAGGAUUCUGAUGAUUCUGAAGAGGAGAAAGUGAAGCGAGAAGAUUUUCCAAAGGAAUUUGCCCCAAAGAAAUUGAAAACUGGUGGCUUUUUCAAAUCUAGUUCAAAAGGAUUCACAGGAGGACAUCGAACAAACCAGGAAAUUGGCACCUGGGAAAAACACACCAAAGGGAUCGGACAGAAGUUGCUGCAGAAGAUGGGUUAUGUACCUGGCAGAGGUCUCGGGAAGAAUGCACAAGGAAUUGUGGCACCCAUUGAGGCAAAGAUGAGGAAGGGGAAAGGAGCAAUUGGUGCUUAUGGGUCUGAACGAACAGAGCAGUCACUGAAGGAUUUUCCUAUUGUUGACUCCGAUGAAGAAGCAGAAGAGGAGUUUCAGAAGGAGAUGAGCCAGUGGCGGAAAGAUCCUGCAGGUGGGAAGAAAAAGCCCAAGUACACCUUCAAAACUGUUGAAGAGCUUAAAGCGAAAGGAGCAUCCGCCCUGGGCAAGAAAAUGGCUACACCACAGACAGAGCUCUCACAAGUCAAGGUUAUAGACAUGACAGGAAAAGAACAGAAAGUCUAUUACAGUUACAGCCAGAUGAACCAGAAGCAUGAUAUUCCUGAUGACACACAGUCUCCAGUUAAAGAUGCAAAGUCAGAGGGCUUUUCUCUUCCAGAGCUGGAACACAAUCUGCAACUGCUCAUUGAAAUGACUGAGCAGGAGAUCAUCCAGAAUGACCGUCAGCUGCAGUAUGAGAGGGACAUGGUUGUUAAUCUCUCCCAUGAGAAUGAGAAGCUGUCUGAAAUCCUUGCCCAUGAGGAUAAGAUCAUCGACAAGCUCAGCAAUAUCUUGCAGAUUGUAGAGGACUGCGAGAAGAGACUACAGCCCAACUGUGAAAAUCCACUGACCCUGGAGGAGUGUGCAAAAAUUUUUGAAAUGCUGCAGGAGAAGUAUUUGGAGGAGUACAAGAUGUUUGACUUAGCAGAACUCUCCAUUGCUAUUGUAUUUCCACUGCUGAAAGAAUUCUUUAAGACAUGGAAUCCUUUGCAGGAUAACACAUAUGGUUUAGAGGUCAUGUCAAAAUGGAGGAAACUUCUAGAACGAGAUCAGCUGCAACAUGGAGGAUGUGAUAUGUUGUCAUUGGACCCUUACCACAGAUUAAUGUGGGAAGUCUGGAUGCCAUGUGUCCGCAAUGUUGUAUCCCAGUGGCUGCCCCGGAAUUGUGCUCCAAUGGUGGAUUUCUUGGAGAACUGGAUGCCUGCAGUGCCUCUCUGGAUAUUGGACAAUAUUCUUGAGCAACUGAUUUUUCCCAAGUUGCAGCGUGAGGUUGAGAACUGGAACCCACUGACUGACACAGUCCCAAUCCAUGCCUGGAUACAUCCCUGGCUUCCAUUGAUGCAGAUGCGCCUGGAGCCUCUGUAUUCACCGAUCCGGAAUAAGCUUUCCAAUGCAUUACAGAAAUGGCAUCCCAGUGACUCGUCUGCAAAAUUGAUCCUUUUGCCGUGGAAAAAUGUGUUCACACCAGGAUCCUGGGAAGCCUUCAUGCUGAAAAACAUCGUUCCAAAGUUAGGAAUGUGUUUGACAGAGUUUGUGAUUAAUCCUCACCAACAACACAUGGACACGUUCCAUUGGGUGAUGGACUGGGAGGACAUGAUCUCAGCUUCCAGCCUCAUAGGAUUGCUUGAGAAAAACUUUUUCCCAAAAUGGUUACAGGUGCUAUGUUCUUGGCUGAGUAACAGUCCCAAUUAUGAAGAGGUCACUAAAUGGUAUUUGGGAUGGAAGUCCAUGUUUUCUGACCAGGUACUGGCCCACCCCACAAUCAAGGAGAAGUUUAAUGAAGCCCUGGACAUUAUGAACCGGGCUGUCACCUCCACAGUUGGUGGUUACAUGCAGCCAGGAGCUCGGGAAAACAUUGCCUACCUUACCCAUACAGAGCGCCGGAGGGACUUUCAGUACGAGGCAAUGCAGGAGCGCCGUGAAGCAGAGAAUCUGGCACACCGUGGCAUUGGGGUCAGCUCUGCCUCCAUACCCAUGAACUUCAAGGACUUGAUCCAGGCAAAGGCUGAAGAGCACAAUAUUGUUUUCAUGCCCUUGAUGGGUAAACGCCACGAGGGCAAACAGCUCUACACCUUUGGUCGGAUAGUUAUUUAUAUUGACCGAGGGGUUGUGUUUGUACAGGGGGAGAAAACCUGGGUGCCAACAUCACUUCAGAGUCUCAUUGACAUGGCUAAAUAAUAGGUAAAUUGCAGCAAGUUGCUUUUCUGUCCUUUCUGUUGUACUGUUUCAUUCCAGUGACCAAAUUUAUACAAGAGGAUUUCCAGCAGUUUAUUCAAGCCUAAGGUUGGUGAUGACUGGGGAAGAGACUUGCAGUGUGAAGAAAUCUUCACCAUUCUUGGUUUAUCUGGUUCUUAGUGUUCAGAUGAAAUCCUUACUGAAUGACUGAUUCUAACAUUUGAUUCUUUGUGAGUUUCACAGUGUUACCUGUGUAUUUUUUUAAACAUAUAACACCUGCUGUUUAUUUUAAUGUAUUUUAUUUAUAAGCAAUAAACCUAGAAUUCUGGUUUCAUAACCAUUUCAAUGUCAAUAUUUGAAUCAAGAUAAAAUGAUCAGAUGUGAAACUGAUUAUAGAUCAAUCAGCCACAGCCUGUUAUUGUUGUGAAGAAUUCUAUUAACGUGCACCACAAUACACUGAUGACCAUCCCCUCCUAAUUUUGGGAACCAUGCUCACUACAACAAUGUUGCUAUCUGUUGUUAUUAUUUGAGGAUAAACCUGUUCUGCUUUUCUGCUUCUCCUAGGAUGUACACUUGAGACAGGAAUCAAUUAGCUGGAUAGUUAUGUCGAGCAAUUGCAAGAUAGUUACUAGAACUGUUUAUCUCUCACUAUUUCCAGUUGUCCUUCUCAGCAUCAUAUAGAGAACAACUAGCCCUAUAUCAGGGUAAAGUAGUGUGCCAGCCAAGUGAACAGUGUAAGCUUCAUUCCACUGUCAUCAGAAUCUUCUUACUCCCCACAUGGCUAGGAUCAGUUAUUGAGCCUUCAGUCUAUCCUGGUCACAGGGUAAAUUCCAAUGAAUUUCCACUUUCUAACCUAGAUAAAAUGUCUUUCCCCAAGGUGAGCAUCAAGUAAUUUACAUGAAGCUGGCAAUCUAUAAACUUUCAUCAACAAUUGCAAUUAAUGUUUAAAUGCCUACUUACAGUUAGCUAGCCAACAAAAAUAGGGCUAAAUUAAACAUCACUCCACUUUAGCAGCAAAGUGAUGCAUUGUUCCCAAUGUAUGUAUUUUAAAACUAUACUGAAAUUUUUAACCUUCCUCUGACCAUGUGUAUGGCUUUUAUAGGCAAUAGGAAUCUUCCAGAAAAAGGUUGCCACAGUUGAUUUCCGGUGGUUCACAGUUCUUGGGAAAGAAUGAAUGAUACGGUGUGAUAAUGGAUAGUUUGUAUUUUUAUUGAUAUUUUUGUUUUUACCAGCCUUGUGUGUUUGUAAAUUUUUCUUCUGUCUUUAUGCAUUUGACUAUUCGGAAAUUCAUUUUAAUGUCCUUUUCAUUGUCUUUCUGACACUGUCAUUGAAUAAUUUUCUAUUAAACAGCAUGUAGAUCUUUUAAAUCCUCAGCGUCAUCUAUGAGUGGAGUUCUCCCUCCUCUAUUUUUUUAAACCUUUUUAAAACUAUGAAGAUAGACAAAUAAAUGCAUGUUCCGGGGAAAGUACACUUGUGGAAGACAUCUUUCGCUGCUUUCGGUUGCCAAUUAACCUCGAUAACUCCAACAUUUUCUGUUCUUAUUUCAGGAGAUCCUAUGCUGAGCAACUCUGUAAUAUACAUGCAGAGUCAUUUUCCUGCACAGUUUCUGAAGUGUGCCAUAUAGCUGAUGGGAGGCUGUUAUAUAUCAAAUUCCCCAUGGGGACUGUAUGCAAAAUGUACUAUUUUAAAGAUGAAAGUUUAGAAUGGUGCAUAUUGAGGAACAUUUAGAGGAGAAACUUUCCAGAGUUAUCAAUUCUAAUAGAGAUGUGUUUUAAACUAGAUGUCAAGAGCCUGGAAACUAGAAAUAUGGAAUGAGAUUCCAUAGCAGAGAAAGUUUACCUGAGUCCAGGAAUAUGAGUUUUUUUGGUCAGAAUAUUCAGUAAUUACAUAUUUAGUUUAACCGACACACACAGCUUCCCUUUUUGGUAAGUAUUGUUUUGGUGAUGCAGUUGUGGAGCCCUGCUAUGACAGCUGUUUUGCUGCUUAAAAACAGUGAUGUAAUAUGGAGGUUCUGAAUACAGGAAAUGUGAAUCUUUAGUUACAAUUUCGUGUUUUUGCACCAGAAACUUCUCUCUGGUUUAGUAAUGCCAGAUACUUUUCUUAUGCUGAAACCAUUUUUUUAAAGUUUCCUUUAGCUUCCUAAAAAGUACUUUUACCUGUCCAUAAUCCGGGUAAUGUCCAAUAAAUAAGAAUUGAUUAUAAAACCCUCAAUGCUUUAUUUUGGCUCACAGUGGGUCGUCUUUGAAGACAGUUGGAGGGCUGUGGAACAAAACUACCAAAUGCAUUUGAAAAAUAUUAAAUAUAUUAGUUGAUAGAGACAAUGGCAUGCUAGAUUUUACACUGGUUAUAGGCUUUACUAUUCACCUUUGGAAUGAUAAAAAUAAGUUGUUCUUGCCAAGUUCUUGAGUACUUUUAAAUAAAAUGUCCAGUCUGAAAAGUU
Molecule: messenger RNA, 5049 nt
Organism: Rhincodon typus (whale shark)
Lineage: Eukaryota; Metazoa; Chordata; Chondrichthyes; Orectolobiformes; Rhincodontidae
Gene: tfip11
Product: tuftelin interacting protein 11
Exons: 13
Coding region: 120-2612 (830 amino acids)
Biological process (GO): spliceosomal complex disassembly
Cellular component (GO): U2-type post-mRNA release spliceosomal complex
Molecular function (GO): nucleic acid binding
Source: RefSeq, a predicted model, not a curated record